GGGCCAAACACAAAAGGAAGGAGAUCCAUGAAUAGAUUAGAAAGAGGUUCCGACGGUUGAAACCCAAAAAACAAACGGCUAUCUAAACCCCACGCCCUUGCAGCUAAAACCCUCGAUUUCAGUUAUAGAGCGAGAGCGAGAGAGAGAGACAGAGAGAGAGAGAGAGAUGUUUGGUAGGCUAGCAUUUCUGAAGAGGAUCAAGGCUCCGAAUGGGACAUACAAUUUCAGGAAAACGACGCCGUCUAUGGUUUUCCGCGAGCAGCCCACCGGAUUCUUCGCUUCCCAAGUAGCAACCAAAUGCUUCAGAUCUUUGCCCAAGGGUCAUUAUGUGCCAUCUUUCAGAAAUUUGUCCACCGUGGCAUCUACUGGCAUCAAUUGUAGGGAGGGAGUAAAGCUACUAGUAACUGGGGGCUCCUCUGCUCAGAAAAUGGUCGGGAUAUGGCUUUUUGGCUCUGCUGCAUGGGUGUUUAGUAUGGUGGUACUCGGUGGUGUUACAAGACUGACACGUUCUGGCCUUUCCAUGACUGAUUGGAAAUUUACUGGCAGCCUCCCUCCUCUAUCAGAUGAGGACUGGUUGCAUGAGUUUGAGAAAUAUAAGCAAUCCCCUGAAUAUAAGCGUGUAAACAAAGGGAUGAGCAUUGAAGACUUCAAAUUCAUAUAUUGGAUGGAAUAUGCACAUCGUAUGUGGGGAAGGACACUGGGUCUUAUGUUUGCUUUGCCCUUUUCAUAUUUCCUUCGUAAGGGAUAUAUCACUUUAGGGCUUGGACUGAGACUUUCUGCUCUUUUUGCCCUUGGUGCUGGGCAGGGUUUAAUUGGCUGGUGGAUGGUUAAAAGUGGUUUGGAGGAGCCAGCAUCUGAAUAUGCCCAGCCAAGAGUAAGCCCUUACCGCCUUGCAGCUCAUCUUACCUCCGCAUUUGCUAUUUAUUGUGGCCUUUUCUGGACUGGUCUUUCUGUUGUUAUGCCUGAACCACCUGCUGAAUCAGUAGCUUGGGUUCGUGGAGCGGCAAAAGUAAAGAGGCUUGUCCUUCCUGUUAGCUUACUUGUUGCCAUUACUGCUGUCUCUGGAGCCUUUGUUGCUGGAAAUGAUGCUGGGCAUGCAUAUAAUACUUUUCCAAAGAUGGGUGAUACAUGGAUACCAGAAGACGUUUUUGACAUGAAGCCACUGAUUCGAAAUUUCUUUGAGAAUACAUCAACUGUGCAGCUUGACCACCGGAUCCUUGCAACUGUGACCUUAAUUUCAAUUGGCACUUUAUGGUGGUCAACAAGGAAGCUGGACAUACAUCCAGCAGUUAAAUCUUUGAUAGGAAGCACUGUUGGCAUGGCUUCCCUCCAGGUCACCUUAGGGAUAUCAACACUUCUGUCGUAUGUACCUGUUUCACUCGGCACUGCACAUCAGGCGGGGGCCUUGACUCUUUUGACACUUAUGAUGUUGCUCAAUCACACUGUGAGGAGGCCCUCAUUGUCCCUUCUCAAAUCUCUGCCUCAAGUCGCAAAGACAGCCUAGAUAUUUGUUAGCUUCAUUUUUGUAACAAGAAUUUAGUCAUAUUAAUUGUGGAUGCUGGAUGCAACAAGUUUUUUCCUUUUCUGAUUUCUCUUUUCAUAUAUCAAUCUCCAGUGUUCUAGUUCAGGAGUCCCUCUUGGCUUUUAGUGGUAAAGCAUAUGAGCUUUAUUAAUUUGCAGCAAUGAUAAGCAUUAAUCUUAUUGUAUUUUUGUAAUUGAGUGGUCAACAACUUUGUUGUCAAUGAAUAUAGAUGCCAUUUUUUGGUACAUUAUGAGGAUUUUCAAGUUUGAAACUCUUAUACACAAGCAACUUACCGA
This is a messenger RNA of Corylus avellana, 1818 nucleotides long. RefSeq names its product cytochrome c oxidase 15 (gene COX15). The record is from RefSeq and is a predicted model, not a curated record. Gene Ontology annotation, cellular component: mitochondrial inner membrane. Gene Ontology annotation, molecular function: oxidoreductase activity, acting on NAD(P)H, heme protein as acceptor. Gene Ontology annotation, biological process: heme A biosynthetic process. Lineage: Eukaryota; Viridiplantae; Streptophyta; Magnoliopsida; Fagales; Betulaceae.